AUGUUUAGCUAUGGUCACGGAGGAUGGAGCCUCUAUCGUGCUUGGUUGUCCGAUCAGAGAAAAGUAAGGCUGCUAAUAGAACACGAACGUGUCGUCACGAUGCGGUACAGUAACAUCCUCGGUAUUCGGACAGCUUUUGGUGCUGGCAAGACAGUCGUCUGUGGCAUCAUUGCGGGACAGUGGGGGUCAGGUGGAUUUUCCCCUUUGGCCACAGUCAGUAACAAUGCGGCGAUCGCCCAGUUCGCACCAACGAUGUUAUUGAAUACGACGUACAAGCACCUAAAUAUUCUGAGAUUCGUGUCCAAUUCAGCGGCUCAGGAGAAACCUACGCUUGCGCGGGUGAACACGAACAAGAUACUCGUGUCACUCGGGGAGACGCACUUUGAUAGGAGUACCUGCGAUUGA
Molecule: messenger RNA, 405 nt
Organism: Necator americanus (New World hookworm)
Lineage: Eukaryota; Metazoa; Nematoda; Chromadorea; Rhabditida; Ancylostomatidae
Exons: 1
Coding region: 1-405 (134 amino acids)
Source: RefSeq, a predicted model, not a curated record